Messenger RNA from Fusarium pseudograminearum CS3096, 3546 nucleotides. RefSeq lists its product as uncharacterized. The record is from RefSeq and is a predicted model, not a curated record. Bases 1 to 3546 code for a protein of 1181 amino acids. Gene Ontology annotation, biological process: regulation of GTPase activity; signal transduction. Lineage: Eukaryota; Fungi; Ascomycota; Sordariomycetes; Hypocreales; Nectriaceae. Gene Ontology annotation, cellular component: cytoplasm. The transcript is spliced from 5 exons.
AUGGCUAGUAUCGUGGAAGAUUAUCUGGAGAGUCCCGGGAUGGAACAGGAGACCGACGAUGUCUUUCCUUGUAAAGGCUGCGGAGAUAUUCUUGAAGAAGGCAAAGCUUUCGAAUUAGCCGGAAACCGAUGGCAUCUUGAUUGCUUCCGAUGUAACACCUGCGGCACACUUCUCGACUCUGACGCGAACCUUCUACUCCUUGGCGAUGGGUCUCUCAUCUGCAACAACUGCACAUACAGCUGCAGCGCCUGCGGCAAUAAGAUUGAAGACCUGGCCAUCCUUACUGGGGAGCAGGCGUUUUGUGCCACAUGUUUCCGUUGUCGCAACUGUAAACGCAAAAUCGAAAACCUUCGAUAUGCACGCACUUCCCAAGGCAUAUUUUGCAUGGGCUGCCACGAAACGCUCAUGGCUAGGCGUAGGAAAAAAUCAAAAGCAGCAGCCGCUGCAAAAGCGAGAGAAAAAGAGCAUUCACCUAUGAUCACAGAAAAGUCGCUGCCCGCUCUACCCGCGAAUGCCAUCCCACCAAACGCCUUCUCCAACGACCGGGUAGAUCCUGAUUCAGAUACUGCCACCGAGCUCUCUCCACGGCCUCGGAAUCACACUCGCCACGAGUCUUCGUCUCGCAGUAGCUCACGGCCAGCUCGUUCUCCUGAGCGAAAGCCAGACGGUUUAAAUUUGCCCGCCACGACCUACCGGAGCAACCGCAACUCAACCAUGAUGUCUCGGACGGAAAACUCCAACGACGACGGCUUCCUCAUCUCUGUCGCCUUAGACCCAAGUCCGCACCCAACACCAAAAUCGACCUCCGACACCAUGGCGGAGGGUAAAUCAAAGGACCGAGACUAUUUCGGUGCAGCAAAGCCUCCUUCUGAGAAGAGGAGCGACUCCCGUACCUCUACUCCACACAUUGCUUUCCAGGAGAAGGGUCGUCAAGCAUCUACUUCGGAGCACGACACUCCACCCAAGCUGCCUGAUCGAAAGCAUUCUAAACCCCCACGACCGGAAUCUAUGAAACCGUCACCCGCUGUCGAUGAAAAGACCCAGAAGACAAGCGGUCGCCGCCCGCCUACGGAGGAUUUUAAGCUACAAGAGGCCCCCAAGAGCAAAAAGCUGCUUUCAAGGAGCAGUUCACAGUCAUCAGGUGUACCUGCAGAGACAAGUUCCGUGAGAACAAGCAACGGACAACCAGGUAAGGCUGGUCACAGUGGUCUGCCUCACUCUGAUAGCAACGCAACCACGCCUGCCUCCCGUUCAUCGCUGGAGUCGAGGUAUCUGGAUGAGGAAGAGCUCCGUGCAUCGAUGGACUCUUCGACAAGAACGUCUUCCAGACCAGAGAACGCAAAGCCCCUUGGCAGAAAGGAUGUUCCCUCUUCCUCUAGCAAAUCUGGUAACUAUUCGUCCAAGUCCCGUAAAUACUCACAGGCACUGACAGAAAGGAUAGCGAACGGCAGCAGCCGACAACAAAGCCGACAGGAAUCCCCUGAAGAUUCCACGCCCACGCGCCAAACUCCCUCCCGAAGCAUUUCGGAGCACAAGAAGACCGACACCUACAUGCAACCACGUUCUGCACCUGCACCUCCGAACAGGGGUCAUGCCGCAGGAAAGGAGGGUUCCAAGGAUGAUGGUAGCUCUCCCAAGGUCUCGCCAAAGCUACCUAGAUGGAGCAGCGGUGGGGACUUGAACAUGGACGAGGACAUGGCACGGAUACUAGGCACUGACGAAGGCUCAUCCUCGAUACUCCGCAGAGUUUCUAACGCGGUAAGACAUGGCCGCACCGGCAGCGUGGAGUCACCACAUCAGAUGCAUCCAGGGAACAGGCACACCAGGAGCAUCAGUGAAACUACACGAGCUACUGGAUCACCCCGCUGGCCCAGGACACCCGUCGCUGAUGAUUACCAUGCGCAGGAUAUCAGCAGCCCCAUGUCACUGACAGCAGGCGACGACCCUGCUUUCCUCAAACGACAACUGCGAAAUUCGGAGCAGCGAGUUGCGGAGCUUGAGAGGCAGUUUACUACCGAGAAAGAUCUCAAGAGCCUUAACAAGAAGCUUGUGGAGAAGCGAAAGACUGUUUCUGUUCUCGACACACAGACCGAGAUUAUGAUUCGACAGCUGGAAGUGUUGGCCGGAUAUGUCGAGCGAGCCAAGGAAACAAAGACACCCGUAGACCCUCGAGAUUUGGAGGAGUCGGCCAUCAAAGAGUUUGUUCAGAAGCUCGACAAGGUCAAGUCGGCCAUGUCUGCCACUAUCGAGCAGCUUCAUGAAGAGCGGGACCUGUUGUGCGAAGAGAAAGACCAAGCCAUUGCGGAUCGAGAUCGUGCCCUCCUUGAAUUUGAGCAGUUGUCGUCCAAGAACGCACAGCUUGCUGAUAUGAACAAUGAUCUAACACAUCAGAUCCAGGAACGCUUCAAGUCACAGAUUGGAGGCGAUAUCAAGUCUCCUGGCGCUCUUGGCAUAUAUGCUGGCAAGGGUCUCAACGCCUCGUCAAUUAACCUUGACGCUGCUAGCUUAUCAACAGGAGCCACCCUGGUCCCUGCCGACGAGGACACUAUUGUCGAAGCUGGCCCUACUGUCGUACAGGUCAGGAAGGGACAGGCCAAGAAAUUCAACUGGAAGAAGGGUUCCAAGGGACUGGCCCAGGGUGUUGCCAAGGGCGUCAACAGAGCCGUUGUUGCCUUCCAGAAUGAUCGUGAGAGAAUGCAGCAACAGGGAGGGCUGAGCGGAGAGAACAUUGGCAUGCCCUACAAUAUGACAGUGGCCCAGGUUGAAGCGCCGGCCGGUCUUCCUUCCAACGGCCACAUCUCGCACGAGAAGCAUGGUGCGGCUGGAGCGCAAGCCAGGAGGCAGGAAGAGCGUGAGCGCGAGCGCCAAGGCUUUGGCUUCUUCGGAAAGAAGAACGCGAUGCCCAAGUCUGGCUCCGCGGGCACCAUGAAUAACGUCGAAGCAGCUGAACCUCCGACAGUUCUCUUCGGGUCCGAUCUCGCUGAGCGGGCUGACCACGAGCGCCGACAGAUUCCCAGUGUGGUGACGAGAUGUAUCGAAGAGGUUGAACUCAGGGGCAUGGAUCAAGAGGGUAUUUACCGAAAGACUGGUGGAAAUUCACAAGUCAACAUGAUCAAGGACGGUUUCAGCAAAGACGAGAACUUUGACAUCUCGGACCCUGACCUGGAUAUCACGGCCGUCACUAGUGUGCUGAAGCAAUACUUCCGCAAGCUGCCGAUACCCCUGCUGACGUUUGACGUCUAUGAGCGCGUUCUUGAGUCGAUUGCCAUUGUUGAUGAGGACGAACGAAGCGAUCACCUACGUAAGACGUUUGCUUCGAUGCCCCAACGUCAUCGCGAUUGUCUCGAGUUCCUCAUGUUCCAUCUUGCACGCGUUGCUCAGCGUGAACCUGAGAACUUGAUGUCACCCAAGAACCUGGCUGUCGUUUUCGCACCCACUAUCAUGCGUGACACAAGUCUUGAACGCGAGAUGACGGAUAUGCAUGCCAAGAACCUUGCGAUACAGUUUGUCAUUGAGAACAGUAAUACGAUUUUCGAGGAUGCUUAG